AUGUCCACGACUCAUCCCCGCGUCGGCGUCGCCGUGUUCAUCCUCCAUCCCGUGAACGUGGACACUGAUAGCAAGCACAUCACCAACCAGAAACAGACCCAGACCCAGACCCAGACAAAGUCCCCAUCUCCAGUCUCAUCAUCAUCUCCCCACGAAACGUACAAGUUCAUCCUCGGCAAACGUCUCGGCUCCCACGGCGCCGGCACAUUGGGCCUCCCCGGCGGACACCUCGAAUUCGGCGAGUCCUUUGAGGACUGUGCCGCGCGGGAAGUCAUGGAAGAGACAGGCCUCGAGAUCGAGGACGUGAAGUUCUUGACCGCGACGAAUGAUGUCAUGCUCUCGGAGGGGGGGGGAGCAGCAGCAGCAGCAGCAGGCGCGACGAGUGACCUGGACGGCCAAAAUCAAGGCAAGCAUUAUGUCACGAUCUUUAUGACUGCUCGUGUGAGGGGCGGGUGGCACGCACAAGGACAAGGACAAGGACAAGGGCAGAGUAUGAGUCUCGGCACAAACACCGAUACCAACACCGGCACCAACGCUGGUACUCGUACGAGCACGGGACAAAGCACAGGGACAGGCCAGCAGUUCCCCGAGGCGAAGCUGCUCGAGCCGAAUAAAUGCGCGGGAUGGGAGUGGGUUUCAUGGCACGAACUGCUGACGUGGGCGGCUCCUCAGCUGGGAUGUCUUCGGGGAGAGGAGAGGAAGAAGAAGAAGAAGAAGAGGGCGGCGCCACGAGAUGCAGGCACGGAGGCAUCAGCAGAAGCAGGAGCAGACCUUGGAGCCCCCCAAAAUGAUUCAAGGAUGUUGUUCUCACCGAUAAUCGCACUUCUGGUCCAGCGUCCCGAUGCUGUACCGUCUCUGGGGUAA
This is a messenger RNA of Cladophialophora carrionii CBS 160.54, 864 nucleotides long. RefSeq names its product nudix hydrolase 1. Gene Ontology annotation, cellular component: cytosol. Bases 1 to 864 code for a protein of 287 amino acids. Gene Ontology annotation, biological process: dGTP catabolic process. Lineage: Eukaryota; Fungi; Ascomycota; Eurotiomycetes; Chaetothyriales; Herpotrichiellaceae. Gene Ontology annotation, molecular function: 8-oxo-7,8-dihydrodeoxyguanosine triphosphate pyrophosphatase activity. The record is from RefSeq and is a predicted model, not a curated record. The transcript has a single exon.